Molecule: messenger RNA, 6840 nt
Organism: Nannospalax galili (Upper Galilee mountains blind mole rat)
Lineage: Eukaryota; Metazoa; Chordata; Mammalia; Rodentia; Spalacidae
Gene: Zc3h12c
Product: zinc finger CCCH-type containing 12C
Exons: 6
Coding region: 338-2896 (852 amino acids)
Cellular component (GO): cytoplasmic ribonucleoprotein granule; nucleus
Molecular function (GO): mRNA binding; metal ion binding; RNA endonuclease activity
Source: RefSeq, a predicted model, not a curated record
UGGCACUGAGCCUCAGGGGCACGAGUGUGCUGUAGCUCUGUGUAUCCGCCUCAUACAGAGCAUGUACUCAGUGAGUAGUUUUUGUGGACUAAGGAUGAUGAAAGAAGCUAGACAUUUUACAGGUUGUUGGAACUAUGGGACUUUUCUAAAAGACACAGAAGAAGCUGUGACUGAGGUUCUUCAACUGGAGCAAGUUGUCAUUGCCGGCUAAAGCACUGAGGGUGAAGGUACCUCAAAAGGGACUGCUGAUAUUGUUUCAACUAAGGAAUACGGGGUGCUUUGCAUUCAAGAAUACAGGAAAAGCAGCAAAGUGGAGUCAAGUACGCGGAACAGCUUCAUGGGCUUGAAGGAUCACCUGGGGCAUGACCUGGGCCACCUUUAUGUGGAGAGCACUGACCCACAGAUAAGUGCAGCUGUACCUUGGCCAGUGGUAGAGAAGCCAACAAUGGAUGCAGUUAAUGCAGAGAAAGAAGAAAAAGAGGUAUCUGAAGAGAAUGUGAGCUCUGGGGACUCUGAAGAAAGCACAAGUUCUGAUCACGAGUCAGAGCAACUGAGUAGCAUUGCAGCAGAGCCGUGCUUAUUAGCCAAGACUCAUAGACGACUAUGUAGGUCCCCCUGCUUAGAGCCUCACCUACUCAAACACAAUGAAAUUUUGCAAGACUUUAAACCAGAAGAGUCCCACACUCCACCCAAGGAAGUGAAAAAACCCCCUGAUGUGGUACGAGAGUACCAAACAAAGCUGGAGUUUGCACUUAAGUUAGGUUAUUCCGAAGAACAAGUUCAGCUUGUGCUAAACAAACUUGGUACUGAUGCUUUAAUCAAUGAUAUCUUGGGAGAACUUGUCAAACUUGGAAAUAAAAGUGAAGAUGUUCAAACAGUUAGUGCUGUUAACAGUAUAAUGCGGGAAACCUCAUCCCUAGAAUCUCAGAGGUCUGAAUCUCCAAUGCAAGAGAUUGUCACAGAUGAUGGUGAGAAUCUGAGACCCAUCGUUAUCGAUGGCAGCAAUGUGGCAAUGAGCCAUGGAAACAAAGAAGUAUUUUCCUGCCGAGGAAUAAAACUGGCAGUGGAUUGGUUUCUGGAAAGAGGCCACAAAGAUAUUACCGUUUUCGUUCCUGCUUGGAGAAAAGAGCAGUCCCGACCUGACGCGCUCAUCACAGAUCAGGAAAUUUUGCGUAAACUAGAGAAGGAGAAAAUCCUGGUUUUCACGCCAUCACGGCGAGUCCAAGGCAGGCGUGUGGUCUGCUACGACGACAGGUUCAUCGUGAAGCUGGCUUUUGAGUCUGAUGGAAUCAUUGUGUCCAAUGAUAACUACAGGGAUUUGGCUAAUGAAAAACCAGAAUGGAAGAAGUUCAUCGAUGAACGGUUAUUGAUGUAUUCCUUUGUCAAUGACAAAUUCAUGCCCCCUGAUGACCCUCUUGGCAGACAUGGCCCAAGCCUGGAUAAUUUUCUGAGGAAGAAACCCAUUAUUCCUGAACACAAGAAGCAGCCUUGUCCAUAUGGAAAGAAAUGUACCUAUGGCCACAAGUGCAAAUAUUACCACCCAGAAAGGGGCAGUCAGCCUCAGCGGUCAGUAGCUGAUGAACUUCGUGCCAUGUCUAGAAACACAGCAACCAAAACUACAAAUGAAGGAGGACUGGUGAAAAGCAACAGUGUUCCUUGUAGCACUAAGGCAGAUAGUACUUCGGAUGUUAAACGAGGCGCUCCAAAGAGGCAAUCAGAUCCAAGCAUUAGGACUCAAGUCUACCAAGACCUAGAAGAAAAGCUUCCCACCAAAAACAAAUUGGAAACCAGGUCUGUCCCUUCCUUAGUUAGUAUACCGGCCACUUCUGCUGCAAAACCCCAAAGCACUACAUCUUUAAGCAAUGGCCUUCCAUCUGGAGUUCAUUUCCCACCUCAGGAUCAAAGACCACAGGGACAAUAUCCUCCAAUGAUGAUGGCAACCAAAAAUCAUGGAACGCCAAUGCCUUAUGAACAGUAUCCAAAAUGUGACUCGCCUGUUGACAUUGGAUAUUAUUCCAUGUUGAAUGCAUAUUCAAAUCUGAGUAUCUCAGGCCCACGAAGUCCUGAAAGGCGUUUCUCAUUAGACACAGAUUAUCGAGUGAGUUCUGUAGCUUCGGACUGCAGCAGUGAAGGGAGCAUGAGCUGUGGGAGCAGUGACUCUUACGUGGGGUACAACGACCGGUCCUAUGUCAGCUCUCCCGACCCACAGCUAGAAGAGAAUCUGAAGUGUCAACACAUGCACCCUCACAGCCGCCUUAACUCCCAGCCCUUCCUGCAGAAUUUCCAUGACCCCUUAACCAGAGUGCAAAGUUACAGUCAUGAAGAACCAAAGUUCCAUCACAAGCCUCCUCUUCCACACUUGGCUAUGCAUCUGCAGCACCCCGCUGUGGGUGCCCGGUCCAGCUGUCCUGGCGAUUAUCCCUCUCCACCAAGCUCAGCACACUCUAAGGCACCACAUCUUGGGAGGUCCUUAGUGGCCACGAGAAUAGACAGCAUUUCUGAUUCUCGACUCUAUGAUAGUUCUCCCUCAAGACAAAGAAAGCCUUACUCCCGCCAGGAAGGGCUGGGAAGCUGGGAUAGGCCGAGUUAUGGGAUGGAUGCAUAUGGGUAUCGGCAGACUUACUCCUUACCAGACAACUCCACACCCCCGUGUUACGAGCAGUUCACCUUCCAGAGCCUGCCUGAACAGCAAGAGCCCACCUGGCGAGUCCCGUACUGUGGAAUACCACAAGAUCCCCCAAGGUAUCAGGACAACCGAGAGAAGAUUUAUAUCAACUUGUGCAACAUCUUCCCACCUGACCUUGUGCGAAUUGUCAUGAAAAGGAAUCCUCACAUGACAGAUGCCCAGCAGCUUGCUGCGGCCAUCUUAGUGGAGAAAUCCCAGCUGGGUUAUUGAAAAGAUGAUGCAUCUUUGUGGUGUUUAGUAGUUUUUUGUUCAGCUCAAAUGCUGAGGGAGGUUUGCUACAAUAGCAUAUGUGAUCUCCUUCUCAGCAAGGAGGUUCUGUAGUAUCCAUUUAUGUGAAAUACUGUAUCAUGGAAUCUGUAUGUACAGCCCCACUUGGCGGAAGUAUCACAGGAUUGCUUUACAUUCAAACUUUUUUUUAACAUUUCCUUUUUAAAGCUAUAUCCUUGGCUGGAAGUUUCUCCAGUUUGAUUUACUAGAUGUAUCUGUGAUCUUUGAUAUUAAUCUUUGGUGCAUCAGGGGUUUAUAUGCAGCACUUUUUAUCCUCAUUUCAUGUUUUAUUAACUUGGUGUUUUGUCUAUCAAUUGCAAGCAAUUACAACACCUUCAGAAUGUGGAAAUAUUUGACUAGACCUAGCAAACUAUUUUUUCAAGCCAAGCUUACUAGAAUCUUUUACAGCUUUUUAAGUUAUUUUUAUUUGGGGAAAGUGGGCUUCUUUGUGCUAUAAUCAUUAUUUAUAGAAACAAAGAUAUACUACAGCACUGACUUUAUAUUUUAAACAAAGUGUAAGUUACCAGUUAUGUUAAAACGGGUAACCGUAUAUAUUAGAAUGAUUUCCAGUAUAGCACUUUUUAUUAUUUUAUUUUUGUUUGGAUUUUUCCUGUUAAGAAAUUAGUUAAUUUAAUAUGGUCAGUUUAAAAGAAAGCAGAUGCAAUCAAUGGAAAAAGUUUCCAUUUUCUUUUUUAUGAAUAAGUCAAAAGCCUUAACUGUUACAAGUUAAAGCUUCGUUAUCCAGCUAAUAUGUGUGUCUAGACAGUGGAUGAAAUUGAACUCCUAGAUUUCCAUUAACUUGUAUUUUUAAUGUCUGUCUUUUUGUGGGGGGCGGGGCACAACACUACUAGAUAAAUAACCCUUUCCCAGUACUUGUCUGUUUUUAAUGAAUCUAAUUAUUCUCAAUGCAACUUUUAUAUUUAAUACACUCUAGCUUUCCUGCUAUUUAUUGAGGCUGGCCUGAGGUGGUUUGAUGUAUUGAGGAUAUGCAACAUUUAUUGAUACUGCACUAUAGAGAUGGCGAUGGAGGAGUUGUAAAUGGUAACUUAAUUUUUGUAAGAUAUUGUAUAUUUUCCAUUCUCCCAGAGGUAGUUUUUUUGGAGGGCCUGUUAUAUUAUUAAGGCCAGACUCUUGCCACAAAUAGUGUAGUUUUAGAUACAGACCAAAGUCUGUUCUAGUAUUAGUAAGGGAUAUUUCUGGUUUCAAAGUCAUGAGUUUUGCUUGCUGUAGUUACAUUUCUGAGGAUUGGAUAAUGGAUUUGCGAUCAGUGGCAGACCCUGGUAUGGUGGAUACCUGUCAGUCCCUCCAGAUUUCACUUAGUGUAAAAGACACAUUGUGAUCUGUUUCUGUAGUCUGCCUGGAUGCUCUGGUCACUGAGAUUAUUCUGCAGUCUGAAGCAAAGCCCUGAAAAACCAGAAAGUACCUUUUACUGUUGAUACAAAUUGUAUCUUUUUAACAAUAAGAACUAUUUUGAUUUGUAGAUCUAGUUAAAAACACAAAUGUGUAACUAUAAUUAGACUUUUGGGCAACAUUUUAUCUCUUAUUUAAAUACAAAAUUUUCAAGUAAAAUCGAGGUCUAGAAUAGGGUAGAAAAUAAUAACAAGGUAAAUAAAAGUGUCUGUCUUAGUUUUAUAUAUUAAAAUAUAUUAAAUUUAUUGGCAUUUUCUUUCUCCUAAAACUUACCUAGUAUGAACUUAAAAUAAAGGUAAAAUGCUGCCUGAAAAUAACGUCCAAGCAUCUUUGACUAGGAUAACAUUUUCACUACUUGUGUGACACUAUGUGUUGCAUGGAGUAGGAUUUGGGUAUACAGUAAAUGCUUCUAAAAGGCAUUGUGCAUAUUAGCAUAUCCAAUAAUCUGAACCAUGUUCAGCAAACCUAAUUCAGGAAAGUGAUGUUCUACACAGUUACUGCUGUUGUGUUUGAGUGAAUGUGGCACGUAUCUUUACCCAGAGUAGCAGGGGUGGUGCCACACCAACCAUUCUGAGUGGUGUCUGUCCGAAAGUGACACUGCUGACUUGUGAAAUUGUCCUUGAUUUUGUCAGUCAUUAUCUAAGAGGCAAGUAUGUAUGCAGAGGCUAAAUGAGUGCCAAAAACAGGGUUGCAGAUGUGUGCUUCCUUUUAUUCUGACCAGAGUAGGAAGUAACCUGUCAUCUGAACAGAGGACCUCUGCUUCAUCUUAGCACUGUGAUUGCUUGAAAACCGGCAAACUUCACUAAAGUGUUUUAAGUGCAGUCUUAGGUAAAGUGGACAUGACUUUCAGUUUGACCUUCUUAGGAUAUAUAGCUGGCUGUUUGUCCUCUUUUUCUUACUUUCUGUGUCCUGCCAAUGUCUGUGUGGAGUGUGUAGCUCUGAACCCUGCCCUCCUCCGCCUAAAGUUUUCAGUGUAAUUAGGUGUGAGCUAGGGAAGGUCAGUCUUCUUACAUCAAGAGGACAGUUUGUACCCUUUUUGAGGCAUCAGUGUUGCUUUCAGAGCUUAAAAAUGAGAAAAUUGGCAGACAUUAGAUUCAGCAAAUUCUUGUUUAUCUGAAGCAAUAAAUAAAAGGAGACCAUUAUUAAAUUCAUAGCUAAUCAUAAACCUUUAUUUUAGCUGAAUUUUUCUUCCUAAUUGCUAAUCCCUAUUUACCAGAUAUGCUUUAAAAAGACAGUCCAAAAGUAGUGUGUUAGUAAGUCGUAAAAGUGCCAGAAUUGGUCAGCUGAUGAAAGGAAAAGGACUCAGACUGGAAUAUUCUGCCCCUGAAUAAUUGACAGUUGACUGUACUUUACACAGUAAUUAGCAGUCCGUUGUCUCUGUGUCUUAGUUCAGAGGGAAUAGUACUUAACUGGCCAAAUACUGGCCCUUGGAAUUCCCUCUGUUCUUGCAUGUGAUACAGACAUUUUCCAUCUCAUUUAUAAUCUGUAUAUCCUAACAGCUUGUCAUUGACCUAAACAUUGGAAGAAAGUAUCACCAGUAUAAAAUAUUUGACACUGGUGGAAACUUGAAUUUUGUGUUUUUAUGAAAAUGCAUUUAUGAGAAUAUGUAAUGUAACUAAAGAAAGUGUUUUAUAUAUACAUACAUGUUUGUUAUGAAGUACUAAAAAUUGGGAGGGCUCUUUCAAUGGCUAGCAUUCCCUGACUGAACUAUGUUUCUUUAAGUUGUGAAUGACCAAAUCUAGGGUCUGGAUGACCAAUGAUAAGCUUCAGAACCACUUAUUUGGAAAGAAACUCUUUGUUGGUUUUAUUCCUGGUAUUUUUAAAGAUUAUUUUGAUAAUUUUAAUAGGAUGUGUAAUUUUUAAAUACACACACAAAAACUUAAAGUAAUAUUGAUUAUACAAAUGAUUAUUUAACAUAUCUUUUACAUGUUGUAUCUAUAUGUAUAUAGACAGUAAUAUAUUUAUAAAACAAAUAUACUUUUGUUGUAUUUUUUAGUUUGUAAUAAGUAUGAGGAUGGCUCUGAGAGUGUGAGAGUGUGCGUGUGUGCACACGCACGUGUGUGUGUGUGUGCCUGUAUGUGUGUAUGUGUGUGUGUGUGUCUUUCUGUGUUUUGAAAACUCUGAAACCUUCCCCCCGUCUUAACUGGUAUUUACUCAAAAUGUAUGUUUUUGUUACUCCUUUUGCGACCCAUCAUCCUUAUUCAGGAUAAUAAGGUGUGCAGUGUUCUGACCAUACUGUUGACAUCUGGCUCUUCAUGUUAUUAAUCUCUAAUUCUUAGAGAAUGUCUGAAAUCAAGCAGAUUAUGUGUAGAGAUCAUGAUUAUGUUUUGAAUAUAUUAAAAAUGAAGACUCAGCCAUGAUCUUAAAAUUUCAAGAUACACACCAAGGAAUGAAGUGCCGAAGAAGAUGCGUGCACACGUGCAUUAAAAUGAGAGGGAGCGGGGUUCCCCCAGAGCAGAGAAGUGGGCGUGGCUUUA